Anopheles nili is the source of this 1494-nucleotide messenger RNA. It is a transcript of the gene BBS4, whose product is annotated as Bardet-Biedl syndrome 4 protein homolog. Lineage: Eukaryota; Metazoa; Arthropoda; Insecta; Diptera; Culicidae. The record is from RefSeq and is a predicted model, not a curated record. Gene Ontology annotation, molecular function: protein binding. Gene Ontology annotation, cellular component: ciliary basal body. The coding region runs from base 1 to 1494 and encodes 497 amino acids. The transcript has 9 exons. Gene Ontology annotation, biological process: protein localization to cilium; cilium assembly.
AUGUCCGAAAGAUACGUUUACUGCAAUGGACGAGCGCAAGAAGGAGGUCCGAAUGUUGGAGCCCACAAACAACGGACGUCGGAUGGGUCGACGAAACCCCAAAGUGUCACCAAUCGCCAUAUGAACUGGUUGGUACAUGGCUUAUACACAAGGAAGCAUUUCGAGCAGUGCAAAAAAUUGAUUGACCGUCAACUGAGCAUCUGCUACGACAAGCAAUACCUCUACUAUAUGAAGGGGUUGAUUUUGCGAGAGGAAGGUGACGCAGCCGAAGCCAUACACUGCUUCCAGCAGGCCAUCGCACUGAACCAAAAGGAGCCAGAAAACUACAAAGAGCUUGCUAAAACGCUCUAUUCAAUCGGCAAGUUCCGUAAUGCGUUGGAGGUGUUUCUUAAAGCGGAGACUUUACUCGAACGUCCCGAUUAUGACAUCUACCACCACAUAGGAGAGCUGUACUACAAGCACUUUGGCCAACCAAAGGCCGGUUUGGGUGAGGCGAAGGAGUAUCUCAAGCAAGCCAUCACUUGCGGCAAGCACGUGGAAAGUUACAAAAUUCUGGCCGAAAUUUACAUCGAAGAAGGAGACAGCAUUAAAGCGAUCGAAAUGAUAGAAAACUGCUUACAAAUUACGCAGGACGAUGUAGCACUAAUGACGCAGAUCGGCAUAUUGUAUUUGAAAAUCAACGAGUACCAGCGUGCGUUUGAGAAGCUGCUCGAUGCUACGGCAACGGACUCCAAACACACGAAUGCUCUGCUGGCGUUGGGAUCAAUAUUGCAAUCGAAAAAUGACAUCGACGGUGCACUCAACAAAUACAAACGAAUAUCUAAUCUGACGGACGAAAGCUCCGAGGUGUGGAGCAACAUCGGAUUGUGCUUUUUCAAAAAGCAAAAAUUUAUUGCGGCCAUCUCGUGCCUGAAAAAAGCUGUUUGGAUAACACCGUUAAACUUUAAUACGUUGUACAAUCUCGGUCUGGUGCUGGUAACCGCUCAACAGUAUGUCAGCGCAUUUCAAACACUGGCCGCCGGCAUCAGUCUACGACCGGAGAACGCCGAGAGUUACAUGCUGCUUGGAACCUGCUUGCGGCAUUUGAAUGAUCCCGGAAACGCUUACCUUUCGCUGGAGAAGUCGACCAUGCUUCCGGAUGCCAUCAAAAACCCGCUAAUCUAUCUCAACUUUGCGCUGUACUGUUACGAAAUCGGAAAAUCAGACCAAUCCGUGCUGUAUCUGAGCAACUUUCUCGAGAUGACUCAACACAUCACCGUGCACCGGGAGUACAUCAAGAUGGCCGACCGCCUGAACGGGGCACUUGCGGUUGCUGCUAGCGGACCUAUGGCCUACAACCCGUCGAUGCUGGAAGCGGGACACUCCGGGGGUCCUGACCGUACCGAGAAGGAUCCAAGGAUGGAGGAUGUAACCGGAAUGACGGAUGGCGAACACUCGGUAGCACAGUGCGAAGAAAACAUCGAAGGCGAUGGUUCCGACGGCGAUCUGCCCUGA